Molecule: messenger RNA, 8866 nt
Organism: Poecilia latipinna (sailfin molly)
Lineage: Eukaryota; Metazoa; Chordata; Actinopteri; Cyprinodontiformes; Poeciliidae
Gene: ank1b
Product: ankyrin 1, erythrocytic b
Exons: 44
Coding region: 1010-6664 (1884 amino acids)
Biological process (GO): signal transduction
Molecular function (GO): protein binding
Source: RefSeq, a predicted model, not a curated record
UGCCAGCUACUCUGUUUAUUCAUUUCUUUGCAUGUCGGCCACUGAACUCCAACAUCAAACAUCCAUGUGGGCAUUUCUGAUGUGACGGUAAGGGUUGGAACAAAAAGGGAGAGGGAAGACAUGCAAUUUUAAUGACCAGUUCAUGUUGCUUUUUUUUCUCCCUCUUUUCAUUUCUCUCACACAAAAACGUGGUAAAACCAACCUGACAUUGUUUCCAUGCCGACACAACAUAUGACAUUCAACGCAUGACCAAGCUACUUAAGAUAAAUACUGUAUUAUGUCACCUAAUGUGUGUUGUGCACCUAUUUCAUGCAUUUUUUCCCCCCUCUCUCCAUCUGUUCCCAGGAAGGAGGUGCCACAGUCAGAGUCGGGGAAGACGUGAGAGCAUUUGGAGACAUUCCGUGUCUUUGGCGCCCUUUUCCCUUUGUACCUCACUUAUGCAAUGUGCAGCAACAACUCAUGUACAAGAUGCGUCUCACACAGAAGGAAAAGACGCGGAGCGGCUUGAGUAGAAGGAUGCUUGACAGACAGAAAGGAGAGAGCUCUGCAGCAGGAUCCCCACAGCGCUGCUGAACAUAAAACUGCGUGACUGGUCUCCGCAAGCAGAAGGGAGGAGAGAGGAGAGAAGGGAGGAAGGCAGAGAAGAAAGCAGGGGGAGGGGAGGCAGCUCAGUUCAGUGCGGUGCUGUAGCUGAGUGGAUGAGGCAGCAGCAUCAGCACCACUAGCUGUAGCAUCGUCUCCUUUUGUGGAGGCUGGGGCGGGGGGUUGGGGGAGCUGUCUUGUAGCUGCUGCAGGACCAACAUUAUCUGCAUACACAGAAACAUAUCCGGUCACCUCGUCACACGCACCCAUGCCGUGGCGGCCAGAGACGAGGAGGUGGUGGUAAGUGACGGGGUAAGCUCGGGGGACAGGAGGAAAGAGGGACGGCUGGAGGGAUCCCAAACGUGAGGAGGGCUGGAGCGACGGUGACUGGAGCAGAAGCAGCAGCAGCAGUAGCAGCAGCGGCACCAUGGCGCAAGCUGCCAAGCAGCUCCGCAAGACCAAGGACCUCGCAGAGGCCGCCGCCCAGGAGCAGCGGGAGAAGGAGGAGGAGAAGAUCAAAAAGAGGAAUCGAUCCAGAGACCGCAGACGCAAGGCGGAUGCAACCACCAGCUUCCUGCGUGCGGCUCGAUCAGGGAACCUGGACAAGGCCCUGGAUCACAUUAAGAACGGGAUAGACAUCAACAUCGCUAAUCAAAAUGGUCUUAAUGGGUUACACCUGGCCUCUAAAGAGGGCCAUGUCAAAAUGGUUUUGGAGCUGCUGCACGCUGGCAUUGAACUGGAAGCAACCACCAAGAAAGGGAACACGGCUCUCCAUAUCGCAGCUCUGGCAGGGCAGGAGAAAGUGGUGGCUGAGCUCAUCAACUACGGUGCCAACGUUAAUGCUCAGUCACAUAAAGGCUUCAGUCCGCUCUACAUGGCUGCACAGGAGAAUCAUUUAGAGGUGGUCAAGUUUCUGCUUGAGAACGGUGCAAAUCAGAGUCUCCCAACUGAGGAUGGCUUCACGCCCCUCGCGGUGGCCCUCCAGCAGGGCCAUGAAAACGUCGUGGCGCUGCUCAUCAACUACGGCACGAAGGGGAAGGUCCGCCUUCCAGCGCUCCACAUAGCUGCCCGAAACGACGACACUCGCACUGCCGCUGUCCUCCUGCAAAACGACCCCAACCCCGAUGUACUUAGCAAGACUGGUUUCACCCCGCUACAUAUCGCCGCUCACUAUGAAAACAUGAGUGUAGCGCAGCUGCUGCUGAACAGAGGAGCAAAUGUAAACUUCACCCCCAAGAAUGGAAUCACACCUCUUCAUAUAGCCUCCAGGAGGGGCAACAUGAUGAUGGUCAGAUUACUGCUGGACAGAGGAGCUCAGAUCGAUGCCAAAACAAAGGACGAGCUGACUCCUCUUCAUUGUGCAGCCCGGAACGGUCAUGUUCGCGUUAUUGAAAUCCUCCUGGAACACGGUGCUCCCAUCCAGGCUAAAACUAAGAACGGUUUGUCCCCAAUUCACAUGGCAGCUCAGGGGGAUCACAUGGACUGCGUCAGGCAGCUACUGCAAUACAAUGCUGAGAUUGACGACAUCACACUGGACCAUCUGACCCCGCUUCAUGUAGCAGCCCACUGCGGUCACCAUCGCAUGGCCAAAGUCCUUCUGGACAAGGGAGCCAAAGCUAAUGCUCGUGCUCUGAAUGGCUUCACACCUCUUCAUAUUGCUUGCAAGAAGAACCACAUGAGGUCAAUGGACCUGCUGCUAAAGCACUCUGCUUCCUUGGAAGCUGUCACGGAGUCGGGUCUCACUCCUCUUCAUGUAGCAGCAUUCAUGGGCCAUCUAAACAUAGUAAAGAACCUGCUCCAAAGAGGGGCUUCACCUAAUGCUUCCAAUGUGAAAGUGGAGACCCCCCUCCAUAUGGCAUCCAGAGCAGGACACUGUGAAGUGGCUCAGUUCCUGCUACAGAAUGCAGCGCAAGUGGAUGCAAAAGCAAAGGAUGACCAGACACCCCUACACUGUGCGGCUCGUAUGGGCCACAAGGAAUUGGUCAAGCUGCUCCUAGAGCACAAGGCUAACCCUGACUCAGCGACGACUGCAGGUCACACGCCCUUACACAUCGCUGCACGUGAAGGACACGUCCACACCAUACGGAUAUUAUUAGACGCAGGAGCCCAACAAGUGAAGAUGACAAAGAAAGGUUUCACUCCUCUCCAUGUAGCUUCUAAAUAUGGAAAAGUGGAUGUAGCGGAGCUUCUUCUGGACAGAGGCGCCAAUCCAAAUGCAGCAGGGAAAAACGGUUACACUCCUCUGCACAUAGCUGCCAAGCAGAACCAGGUGGAGGUGGCCAGUGUUCUGCUUCAGAACGGAGCGUCCCCAAAUGCAGAGUCCCUCCAAGGCAUCACGCCCUUGCACCUGGCUUCACAGGAGGGGCGGCCCGACAUGGUGGCUCUGCUCAUCUCCAAACAGGCAAAUGUAAACCUCGGAAACAAGAAUGGACUGACUCCUCUGCAUCUCGUAGCUCAGGAGGGUCACGUGGGCAUCGCAGACACUUUGGUCAAACAGGGCGCAUCUGUUUAUGCUACUUCACGGAUGGGCUAUACCCCCCUCCAUGUGGCCUGUCACUAUGGAAACAUAAAGAUGGUGAAGUUUCUUCUGCAGCAGCAGGCUCAUGUGAAUGCCAAAACAAGGAUGGGCUACACCCCUCUGCAUCAAGCAGCUCAACAGGGCCACACUGACAUUGUGACUUUACUAUUAAAACAUGGAGCCAUGCCUAAUGAGAUCACAUCGAAUGGGACAUCUCCUCUUGGCAUCGCUAAGCGAUUGGGUUACAUUUCUGUCAUCGAUGUGCUAAAGCUGGUUACAGAGGAGUCUGUUUCCACUAUGACCACAGAGAAGCAUCGGAUGAGCUUUCCUGAGACGGUAGAUGAGAUUUUGGAUGUUUCUGAAGAUGAAGGAGUUUGCCAGCUAACUUUAGGAGAUGAAUUGCUCGGGCUGGAUGGUGCACGCUAUUUGAAACUUGAUGACUUCAAAGACCAGGAUGACGACUUUCUCUCCCCAAAGAAAACCCUGAGAGAUUUUGAGGGUGGGACGGGAACCACGCCAUACUCCCCUGCUAUUCCCAGGAUUCCUUGUGUGUCCCCAGAGACAGUACAGCUCGACCAGCACACGCCCAUCCCUUUACCAAAAGAGUAUGAUGAGGAUUCUCUUAUCCCGAGUAGUCCAGCUACAGAGACCUCAGACAACGUCAGCCCUGUGGCCAGCCCCAUUCACACAGGGUUCCUGGUGAGUUUCAUGGUGGAUGCACGUGGAGGCUCCAUGCGAGGAAGCAGACACCACGGCUUGCGGGUGAUCAUCCCUCCCCGCACCUGCGCCGCACCGACUCGCAUCACCUGCCGUCUUGUGAAACCCCAGAAACUGACGACGCCUCCUCCACUGGUGGAGGGAGAGGGCCUGGCUAGUCGCAUCAUCUCCCUGGGGCCCUCCAGCAUGCAGUUUCUGGGACCUGUCAUAGUGGAAAUCCCCCACUUUGCCUCAUUGGCCCGUGGGGACCGGGAGCUUGUGGUCCUCCGAAGUGAAAACGGCUCCGUUUGGAAGGAGCAUCGCAAUCGCUAUGGAGACGAAGUGCUGGAAACCAUUUUGAAUGGCAUGGAUGAAGACUUGGAGAGCCAAGAGGAGCUGGAGAAGAAGAGGAUACGUCGAAUCAUCUCCACCGACUUUCCCCUCUACUUUGCUGUAGUCUCUCGCAUUCAGCAGGAAAGUGAUCUCAUCGGCCCCGAAGGUGGCCGGCUCACCAGCAAGCUGGUGCCCCACGUGGAAGCCAUCUUCCCUGAGACGGCCGUCACCAAGAGAGUGAGGCUGGGACUGCAGGCACAACCAAUCCCUGAUGAACUGCUAACUAGGCAGCUGGGAAACCAGGCAACCUUCAGCCCGGUGGUUACAAUCGAACCCCGGCGGCGCAAGUUCCACCGUCCGAUUGGUCUGCGCAUUCCUUUACCUCCAUCCUGGAGGGAAAGUUCACGUGAUGCAGGGGAGGGAGACACCACCAGCUUGCGCCUUCUCUGCAGUGUCAUAGGUGGAACAGCUCCAGCUCAGUGGGAGGACAUUACUGGAACCACCAAGCUGAUGUACGCGAGUAGCUGUGCCAGUUUCACCACCAACGUGUCUGCAAGAUUCUGGCUGGCAGACUGUCCACGUACAGCUGAGGCAGUGACCUUUGCCAACUUGCUGUACAAGGAGCUCAUGGCAGUCCCUUAUAUGGCCAAAUUUGUCAUUUUUGCGAAGAUGAACGAAGCUCGGGAAGGUCGAUUGCGUUGCUACUGCAUGACAGAUGACAAGAUGGACAAAACUCUGGAACUGCACGAAAACUUCUCAGAGGUGGCCCGAAGUCGAGACAUCGAGCUUAUGGAGGGCAUGCCGCUGCACCUGGAGUGUUCUGGGAAUUUAGUGCCCAUCCGGAAGGCCACUCAGCAGCCUCGCAGCUUCAGCUUCCAGGCCUUCAGAGACAACAGGCUGCCUGUUUCUGUCAAGGUGAGGGAUAGUAACAAGGAAGCCACUGGGUUUCUGUCUUUUCUGAGGAAAUGCACAAAGUACGAGGAUUCGCAACACGUCUUGUGUAACCUUAAUAUAACUAUGCCACCUUGUGUCAAGGUUGCUGGGAGCGAGGAACGCAGGCGAACUUUGACCCCUCUGGCCCUGAGAGAGCGCUACAGUGCACUGAACGAGCCUGGUGUGGCUUCAGUGAAUGCCAUGGAGAGAACCGAGAUCAAAAUCAACAUCAUAUCUGAUCAGCUGGGCUUAAGCUGGGCAGAGUUGGCGCGAGAGCUUCAGUUUAGCGUUGACGACAUCAACAGGAUCCGUGUAGAAAAUCCAAACUCCCUUUUGGACCAGAGCUCCGCCCUGCUCAACCUGUGGCUCAGCAGAGAGGGCAAAAGGGCCAAAAUGGAGAGCUUGUACACUGCUUUGAAGAACAUUGACCGUGCAGAUAUCGUGUCUUCACUUGAGGGUCAGGCCCCACAACAGGGGCCCGGGUUGUCAGAAGAGGGGGCCUGUCGUCUGGCGGACAGAGACUCUACAUUGUUGUCCCCCAGUGUCAUUAAUGAGAUCACGGACACAAGGCCUUCACGCAUAGUGCACAAGCCAAGAGUUAUUAGACCCCCGUUUUUCAGAAGGGGUUAUGGGCUGGUGCAGGAGGAGCUUGUGUCCCCGGCCUCCAUGCAGUACAGCUUGCCCUCUCCGUUGGGUGUGGAGCCAUACUGGCAGGAGGUUUCCAGCCUGGAGUGUGCGCCCAUUGCCACCACGGAGGAAGACACACUAAUGGAGAUGUCGGAUGUUCAGGUGUGGCCAGCAGGGGUUAGCCCCUCGCUGGUCACAGUUGAGGACUCAUCGCUAGAUGGUAGCAGUCGAGCAGAUGACUCUGAGGGCGCGACGCUUUCCUUGCCCUGCAGCUUGGGCCGUCCAAGCAGCGGAGCCAGUGGGGCCAGCGGUUCCAUCAUGGAGCUGGAGGAAGAGGAGGAGGAGGAGGAGGGGGGGGAAGUAGAAGAGGAGGAAGUGCCACAAGAGCCAGCGAGUGCACUGGCAGAACGGGACAGGGUGAGGGCCACUGGCGCUGUUCCCAAGGUCAAUCUGAACGGGCAACCGGGAGGUCAGAGGUCAGACGCAAGGAGAGGGGACGGUGUGGUGGUGGUGGGAGGAGGAACUAAAGGAGGAGUUGGUGGUGUGGGGCUGGGCUCAGUGGAAGGGAUUUCUCUUGUUGCAGGCCAGCAGGUGUAUGCCCAGCUUGGUGAGAUGACUGGGCUCAGGCCACCAGAACACAACGGGGACAACCGGAUGGUGGGAGGUGGAGCAUUUCAGCCAUACUUACCAGACAAGGACUCCCUGCAGGGCUGGGUGGGCUCGGCGUCAUCCGGACAUGGCGGAAGUGUGCCAGGCUUGCACACAGCCCAGGAAGCCUUACUGACUCCGGAGACGGGCCAGCAAGCUUGGGAGCAGGAGCAGAGGCGAGGCCAGAAAGAAGAGAAGGCGGACUAUUCUGCCGAGGCAAAAUUUGUUGAGGAACGCGGAAUUGUGCUCUCUAGAAAAGUGGGGAUGGAUGUAAGAAAGGGUGCUCAGUCAUUGCAGCGCACCAGUCUCCGGAGAGUUAAACACUGAAAUACACAUACUGCCCGGUCCUCCAGGACCGGAAACCCACUGCCAAAACACCCACCACAAAAACACGACCAGAACGAAGAUGGAAAUGAAGAGUUAGAAGAUGUGGGGAGGAAGUGGAGAAAACAUACCAGGACAACCAGAAACAUCCUCAACCUGUGAUCAUGAAGCACCACAAAACAAAAGAAGACGAGAACAAAAAGAGGAGUCGAACUUGUAGUUUUAUAACAUUUGUAAAGAAAAAUAUAACUAAACAGAGGCAUGGUAAUUCAUUUUUAUACAAAAAAAAACAAAAAAAAAAACUAUAAAUGUUCGUAAAACAACUAAGGAAAAAAAAAAAGCAACAAAGUGCUUCCUGUGAACUGUAAUCGCAUGAUAACUGCUGGUGCAUGCCCUUUGACCUUUUGAACUGUCAUUAUCUACAAACUGAAGGAGUAAAAAAACUGAAGGUACAGGGGCCGGCCCGUGCAUGGGUCAUAGGCCUUUUUAAAGGACCUCAUGCCCACUAACUGGAGCCGUUUGUCAGCGAGUUGAGUCCGUUAACACUGCAGCCAAAAAAAAAAAAACGACAAAAAAAAAAAAAAAAAAAAACCCCCCCAAAGGACGGCUGUAUAUGCAGCAAUGCCUCUGCUGAGCCAAUGCUUCUGUCAUCGGACCCUUUCUCCUCUUAUUCUUAAUGUGAUAUAUGCACUCUAUGCUCUGUGGACAUGUGUGUGUGUGUGUGUGUGCGCGUUUAAAUUGCUCUGCCGCAUGUGUUAAAUUGCUUUGAGCUCUGCGUGGAGCCUCGCCCGCCCCCUCCCCUGAUUGGCUUGUUGUCUCUGUGACAUCACGGCGUGCUCGACCUCUGCCAAGGGAAAGCCGCCGGCUCUUCCCCGCUUGUGAGUUCUCGUCUGCGUGUAUCUAUGUUUUUAUUUAGAUUUAUCCUUAGACGAGCUCGCUUCCUCUUCGGUAUCUGUCCGCUUCUGUUCUCCACUUUGUUUGACUUUGGUAGAAAACUGGAUCUCUUUAAUUCCCUCGUGUCUUCAGGGGUCUAAAGACAUCGGAAUGUUUUCCUUGGAAAACAUUCCGAUGCACAGCAGCUCUACGAUAAAUAUCUUGACUUUUUCCUUCCUUACGAGCUUUUUCUGGUUUUUCUUGGUAGCAUAUCUCAUUUUGAGCCAUCUUUUAUUGGUAGCCCUUGUUUAUAUGCAGUAAAAAUCGCAGGUCUCCUCUAUCCAUUUUACUUCUAUGCUCCAUCCUUUUUUUUUUAUGUUUGUGUCAGCUGUGGCAUCUUGCUGUCAAAUUUUUAUUUAUCCAUUCAAUACAAAAGACAUAGAAGAAAUACUGAAGAAGUUGACUUUUAAGACAUUGCUUGGAAAAGUCCUGGCAAGUGUGAAAAUUGCAGGUGACAAAACGUAAAGCGUGGACAGAGAGGUAGCACUGUGACUGUCCGGUUAUCACUGACCCCAGACUCGUGAACUUUCUAUAUGUGGCUUGCAAAGGCAUUUAUUACUUUGUGAACAUCUUUUCCUCUUAGAACAACAAACUUCAAUGCCUUGUAUUGAGUUUUUAUGCAACGGUGAAACGGAAAGUAUUGCAUAGUUGUGAGGUAAAAGGAUAAGCAUAUGUUGUUGUAAAUGUUUUGUUACAAAUCACAAAAGUAUAGGAUGCAUUUUCAACAGCAACCCUACAAUUACAGGGUUGCACACACAUUUUUUUUUUUUAAGUUUUCUCAUUUAAAGUCAUACUUCUUCAUUUAAAGCACCCCUUGUAGGCUUGUUGCUCUUUCCAUCUACAAAUGACAAAAACAGUGCUGCAUGUGUCAGAAAACAUCCCCAAAAUAUACCCUGAAGUUUGUGGUUGUCACAUGACAAAAUGUUAAGAUGUUCUAUAUAAAUAUCUUUGCAAGCCUCAGUACAUUCAGAUGUAGAACGUGAAAAAGCACAUAAACAAAAUAAACAUAUGGUUGAAAUGUCAGAAUGUCAGACAGCUUUGCCACAGCAAUAAUACCUAACAAAAAGAAAAGAUGGAUUGAUUGUCCAGCAAUUAUGAUCUGUGGUGUAUUUUUUUUUAUAUUGCUAUUAUCGUUAUUCAUUGUUUAAAGCACUAACGUAGAAAAUCUAAUUUCGCUGAAGUUGUUUUUAAAAAGUUUGAUUGUUGAGAUGGAGUCACCCAAAAUCAGUUUUGCUUUCACUGAGUUAUUAAGGCUAUUAGUGUUUCACACAU